Messenger RNA from Candoia aspera, 7080 nucleotides. Its product is annotated as ABC-type organic anion transporter ABCA8-like. The coding region runs from base 90 to 4979 and encodes 1629 amino acids. Gene Ontology annotation, biological process: lipid transport; transmembrane transport. The record is from RefSeq and is a predicted model, not a curated record. Gene Ontology annotation, cellular component: membrane; intracellular membrane-bounded organelle. Lineage: Eukaryota; Metazoa; Chordata; Lepidosauria; Squamata; Candoiidae. Gene Ontology annotation, molecular function: ABC-type transporter activity; lipid carrier activity; ATP hydrolysis activity. The transcript has 38 exons.
CGUAAUGUUCAACCUGUGCCUCCCACUACAGCUUGCUUGGUGUUAAGAGUUCUUUGUGGGCUUCUGUUCCAUUUCAAGCCAGCCUUAAAAUGCAGAGACAGCACGUGCGGACAAGAAGUGUGUGUCAACAGACUGCCGCGCUCUUGUGGAAGAAUAUAAUUCUGAAAUGGAGGAUGAGAAUGGAGAGUUUUCAGGAAUGGUUUUCUUCCCUGGUUCUCUUCACUGUGAUACUGUUAUCAACAUUCCAGAUAUUCAAUGAGGGUGUUCAUGAAAUACCUCAUGCUCUCCUUGGGAAACCUUUGUUCAAUAUUACUGGAGUUAAAAUUCUGUAUGCUCCAGAUACUAAGAUGGCAAGAGAAAUAAUGAAGAAGAUAGGAACACUCUCUCCACUAAAAGGUAUUGAGACAGAAGUGAUGGAAGAUGAAAAGGCCAUGGAAGCAGCAUAUGAAAAGGCCGUGGAAGCAGCAUUGGAAAAGGACUGGGAUGCUGUUGGAGUUAUAUUUCAAGACGACAUUUCAUAUCAACUCCGAUUUCCUUUAUAUAAAACAAUUAUCCCAAACAAAGAUCUCGCCAAGAUAGAUACGUGCUUCGACUAUUCCUCACAUUAUUGUGAUCAUCCGACCUACUGGACUCAAGGCUUUGUAUCCCUGCAAUCUAGCAUCGAUAGUGCGCUGAUUGAAUGGAUCACCAACCACUCUGUUUGGGAAGAAAUGACUUCUAUUAAGGGCAUCCGAAUGAGAUCACCUUCUGUUACAAUAGGAAGUGAAUUAGGAAAUGGAGUGUUCCUUUGGGUUUUAUCACUGUGUUUUGCUCCAUUUAUGUACUUCUUGGCACUAGCGGUCUCAAGAGAGAAACGGAAUUUGAAGGAGGUGAUGAAGACUAUGGGACUACAGGAUGCGGCAUUCUGGCUCUCCUGGGGUUUGCUGUAUACUAUGUACAUCUCAGUUCUGUCCAGUGUGCUGACAUUUUCUCUGAAAGCUAUGUAUUUUCACCUCAGCAGCAAUUCUACCUUAUUUCUCCUGUUUUUCCUUUAUGGCAUAUCAUCGAUAUGUCUCUGUUUCAUGUUGAGCUCUCUCUUAAAGAAACCCAGAGUCACUAGCUUGGUUAUCUUCAUUUCCAUUUUUUGUUUUGGAGCCCUCAGCCUUACUACAGCAACCGGGAUGAUGCCUCCAAGUUUGGAAUUGAUCUUGUGCAUCUUCUGCCCAUUUGCUUUUGAUGCUGGGCUGUCAAAGGUUCUCUAUUUUCAGAAAUAUGGAAGAACCUUCGAUUUGUCUGUCUUAAUGUUCGAACCAUAUGGUUAUUUCCUGCUUCUUGACAGCGUUUUAUAUAUGCUGCUGGCUUUCUAUUUUGACAAGGUUGUGCCUGACAAAUAUGGGGUGCCUCAUCCUCCGUUGUUUUUCUUGAAGAAGACCUAUUGGUUUAAAUCAAAAAGCCCCUGGACUGGUGAUGCCCCUUCAACUGAAGGGAGCCCUGGGAGUAUCUUCAGUGACAACGCUGAACCUGUGCCUCCUGAAUUUGAUGGGAAGGAAGCCGUAAGACUAAAUAACAUGAAAAAAAAGUAUAAAACGAAAAGCACAGAAACAGAAGCUUUGAAAGGCUUGUCCUUGGAUAUUUAUGAAGGUCAGAUCACUGCAAUACUUGGUCAUAGCGGAGCUGGAAAAACUACACUGCUAAACAUCCUCAGUGGACUUUCCAAACCAUCUGAUGGUUCUGCAUCCAUAUUCAAGUACAAUGUAUCUGAAAAGGAACACAUGGAAAAGAUUUGGGAAAUAAGUGCUAUAUGUCCACAAUUCAAUAUUCAGUUUGAAUUUUUAACAGUGAAAGAAAACUUAAAGACGUUUGCUAAGAUAAAGGGGAUACCAUCCAAUGCAGUAGAAAAUGAGGUUGAAAAAUUGUUGACCCUCUUGGACAUCAAGGCCAUUCAGAACACCCAGGCUAAUCAUUUAAGUGGUGGACAAAAACGAAAAUUAUCUCUUGGGAUUACAUUUUUAGGAGAACCACAGGUAUUAUUAUUAGAUGAGCCAACUGCUGGACUGGAUCCGUAUUCCAGACACCAAGUGUGGGCUCUCCUGAGCGAACGCAAAGCCAAUCGAGUCAUUUUGUUUGCUACCCAGUUCAUGGACGAAGCUGACAUCCUUUCUGACCGGAAAGCUAUUAUCUCACGUGGCAGGCUGCAGUGUGUUGGUUCGUCUCUGUUCUUGAAGAAAAAAUGGGGCAUUGGCUACCAUUUAAGGAUGCAUACGGAUGAGUUUUGUGACUCUGAAAGAAUAACCUCGCUGGUCAAACACUACAUCCCUGCUGCAGAAAAAUCAGGACAACACGAAAAUGAGCUGAGCUAUACCCUGCCCUUACCAGCCGUGGAUAAGUUUUCAGGUUUGUUCAGUGAUAUGGAUCAUCAGACAGACCUAGGGGUUGUUAAUUAUGGAGUUACCAUGACGACUCUGGAAGAUGUCUUCUUGAAGCUAGAGGGAAAUGAAAACAUGAAGGAAGAAGAUUAUGGAAUUCUUCAUAGUGGGGAAGUGGCAGGAAAGGACGAAAUGGAACAGGAUCUGCUGUUGCUCUCAGAGAUGGGAAAGGCGACGAUGAAAGGCACAGAGCUCUGGAGACAACAAGUUUGUGCUGUUGCAAGAAUGCACUUUCUAAAUCUCAGGAGGGAGAGCAAAAUCUGGAGAGCCCUGCUACUUCUUUCUGCGGCUAUAUUAGCACCUUAUAUCAUUCAGUUUACCAGCUAUGCUGCUUGGUCGAAUCUUCAUUAUGAAGAGAUGCAUCCUGGGCAUUAUUUUGAGCCAGGAAAGCAGUUUUUCAUGGGGACAUCAGGACUUCUGAUCCUUAAUAAUACAGGUGGAAACAUUGAAAAUUUCAUCCAGGGACUGAAGAGUCAGAACAUCCUGAUGGACAUAAUCUCUGGUAACAAUGUCAGUGACCAGCUAGUUCACAAUGGGGCCAUAAAAUUAGACCUUGAAGACAAGAAAUACAGGUUCACACUUAUGUGCCACAUGGAGGUAACUAACUGCUUUCCUGUGCUUGUCAACACCAUCAGCAAUGCAUUUUUGCACAUGUUUAAUUCUACUGCCCAUCUUCGAACCUGGAAUCAUGUACUUAGCCUGUUUAGUUUGACUGAUGACUUUUGGGCUUUUACGGACGUUUACUUGAUUGCGGCCUCAAUUGUAUUACCUGCUUUUCCACCACAAUUUGCAAUGACAAGCAUUCAAGAUUACAUGAUAAGAACUCGCUCUCAGCUGCGGAUCUCAGGACUUUUCCCUUCUGCCUACUGGUGUGGACAAGCUCUGGUGGAUAUGUCCCUGCAUUGCAUUCUACUUGUUUUAGUGCUUUGGCCAUGGUUUUUAAAAUUAGGAGGUGCAGAUCCUCAGAUUAAAACCACCUUGAUUUUCUGCUGGGUGGCAUUUUUCCCUGGCUACAGCAUAUCGAUUGUCUUAUUCCUAUACAUAAUUGCCUUCGUAUUUCGCCAAAAAAAGCAUACAACCAGCUUUUGUUCAAUCAUCUCUAUUUUAGCCAUGUUUCUUUUGUUCACAAUAAGUUUCUUUGCAAGUUUAUAUGGACAUAACUAUACGAGAAGCCUGUUAAAUGUUUUUGUUCCUACGUUUCCGGUUACAAGUUUUAUACUCUCUUUUACAGAGCUGCUGACAGGCUUUCAUUUUGAUGGUGAAAGUGGUGUUUCAAUUCAUAAAGAGCUCUUCAUAUCUUCCUUCAUGCCUUAUUUGCACAGUAUAAUUUUCAUUUUCUUACUGCGUUAUCUGGUGAUGAAAUGUGACCAGACAGUUAUGAGAAGAGAUCCCAUUUUCAGAAUUUCUCCACAAAGGAAAAGAACCCAUCAGAAUCCUGACAAGCUCAGCCAAGAGGACGACAGAGAUGUCCUAAAAGAAAGGGCGAGAGUUCAGAGUGCACUGGCCUCUGUCAAUCAAGAAGAGAAACCAGUUAUCAUUGUCCAUGACUUGCGCAAGGAAUACAAACAUGGGAAGACCUGUUCCUCUUCCUGUUUCACGAAGAAGAAGGAAGAGAAGAAAGUGGCUGCCAGAAACAUCUCCUUUUGUGUUAAAAAAGGGGAAGUUUUCGGGCUUCUGGGACCCAAUGGAGCUGGUAAAAGUACAACAAUUAACAUGUUAAUGGGAGACACGGAGCCAAGCGCAGGAGAGGUACAGAUUAAAGGAGCUGAUGGGGCCGCCACAGAAGAAAAUGCUGGUGGUUUUCUUGGCUACUGUCCUCAGGAGAAUGCUCUCUGGUCCAACCUGACCAUGAAAGAACACCUGGAGAUUUAUGCAGCUGUAAAAGGGAUACGGAAGGAUGCUGCUAUUAUGGCCAUUAAUCGAAUAGCUCGAGCACUAGAACUCCGAGGGCAUUUAAAAAAGACCAUAAAGACUUUAGCAGCUGGAUUAACCAGAAAACUGUGCUUUGCUCUGAGCAUGCUGGGUAACCCCACUGUGAUGCUUUUGGAUGAACCAACCACAGGCCUGGACCCCAAAGGAAAGCACCAGGUGUGGAGAGCAAUGCGCACUGCGCUGCAGGACAGGGACAAAGGAGCCAUUCUGACAACGCACCACAUGGAGGAAGCUGAGGCGGUGUGCGACCGAGUAGCUAUCAUGGUGUCUGGACAGCUCAGGUGCCUUGGUUCAAUUCAGUAUUUGAAAAGCAAAUUUGGGAAAAAUUAUUUGCUGCAAAUAAAAGUAAAGGGAGUAGAACAAGGCGAUCUCGUGAAUACUCAGAUUCUAAAGAUGUUCCCACAAGCAGCUCGUCAAGAAAGGAUAUCCACUUUGUUGGCCUACAAGAUCCCAAUGGAAGAUGCACUGCCUCUCUCCAAAGCCUUUGCCAUGCUAGAGGACGCUAAACAGCGCUUCAGUCUUGAAGAAUACAGCUUUUCUCUGAACACUCUGGAACAGGUAUUCCUAGAACUGUGCAAAGAGCAAGAGCGAGAUUAUUUGGGUUUGGCUCCAAAUGAAACGUCUGCAUGGAAAGAAGUUUAGCCUCAACAACAUAGUUGAACGACUAAUCCAGGACAGAGGCAAGCAGGAUUCCUUCCUCCAGAGAAGACAGAGGGCAGAUGAGGUCGAGCACUCUCUGAAGAACGUUGUGUCUGGAAGCCCCGUGGGGAAAGGACGUGCCCCUUCUGUAGUCUUCUCUCUGCUUAACAAGCAUGCCUAGUGGUCUGUGAGACUAACCUCCAUAUUUAUCAUGCCUAGAGGAAUAACAUUUCACAACUAACAGGAAAAUGAAUGUUUCUGCACUCUUUCGUUUUUCAUGAAAGUACAGUAACUGGAAAUGGAAAUCUGCAUAACAUUUUUAAAAUAUAUUGUUUAUAGCUUAGUACAUACACAUGUACAGAUGGUAUGUUUUUUUCUUAAAAUAGGUUAAUUUCUUAAUUCAGAUCACAGUUCGGUGUAUACCCAGGGUUUACUGGGUAGACAAAUAAGCAACUCCACUCUAAACGCCUAUGGGUCUCUGUCUCCCUCAUCUUCCAUUUUGAUGAAAAGUAAUAGAGCUGACCCAAUUAACCAUUGUACCAGGAGCUAUGAAAUGUCACCACAAGCUGCAUGUCAGACUGCUUCUGUGAAAUGGCUGGAAUAAGGGAAAAUUCUUGCUGAUGAGCAAGCUUUUUUAGUAGGAGAAAGUGUCCCAUGUGCCAUUGUUAAACUAUUAAAUAUCUUACAGAGAAAUACACUAGUCUAUCUAAGGGACUAUUAUAUGUAGGCUUUAUAGAUUUAAAACCAGCCUUUCUCUGUGAUACGACCUGGAAGAAAUUUGAAAAUGAUCUCAAUAGAUUAUUGGUGAUUCCUGUUGAUUAAGCAGCUGUAAGUGGAUGUGCCUGUUCAGAUUAGAUGUAAUCACCAGGUACAUCUUUCAUCCCCUAUCCCAUGGCAGGAAGGAGUUAAGUAAGGCUGCAUCUUAAUAUUGACUUUGUCUAAGUUUUAUCUUUUAUAUCAGAAGUUAUCACAAAAAGAACACCACCCACCUAGUUCGGUGGGUCAGUGAAGAGCAGUUUUGUCAUAUAUAGAUGAUGCUGACAUUCUUUCAUUAGCACCUACUGGGAUGAAGACCAUAUUAUGGGCUUUAGCUCUUCAUUGUAAGGAGGACAGUCUGUCGAUAAAUUACCAGAAGACAAAGGGAGUGUUUUCAAACUACUAAGCACAUACAGAAUUGGUAACCAAAUGGGGACAAAGUUCCUGGAAAACAUGAGUAAAUUUGUAAAAGCACAGUACCUCAGGAAGCUAAGCAGCUAUACUCAGAUAUUUUAGUACUCUUUGGAGAGGGAAUCUUAGUCCAGUUGUUUUACAUGCUUUUGAGAUUUAAAGUUAUAGCUCAGUUUAUGGACUCAAAUUUAUCCAUACAUAGCUACUGAUUUUGGUCCAUUGAUAAUAACACAGACUAAAUUUUUAAGGGAUAUAGUAUCUGGUAUACUUUUAAUUAAGGCAACAGCAUGGGUCUUAUGUCUUAAUUAUUGGAUAAACGUAGUAUUUUCCUCAGACUCCUUAGUACUAAUCCUGACCAAUUCCAUUCACUCUCCCUGGAGAAAAAUUAUAAUACAAAUCUUAGUGAUUGUGGUUGCAAUUUGUAAUUUUUAUGGGGAUUUACAUAGCUAAAAACCCUAAAACAAAGAGCAAGCAAUAUAACGCUGUGAAAAGAUUUGACUUAUUUGCCAUUAUUUUCACCACUGCUGGGCACAAAGAGACCUAUGACUCUGCUUUCUACAUAUUCUGAACUCAGCACAUUAGAAAUGCAUUCACCUUGGUUUCCUAUUGCUGGGGAAAUAUGGCAGAAUCAUACUUCUGGUCAUGUUGCAUGGAGGAAAUCAGAUCCAUUGCAUACAUAUGCCUAAUAUGCCCUCAGUACAAGGCAGAUUACAGCUUUCUUGAGGGAAAAAUCUGCAAUGAUGGAAGUGCAAAGAGAUACAUUUUUCCCAUUAGAUCAGAAAGACUUAAAUACUGAUAAUCAAGCAAGGUUUUGCUCAAUAGCAAAAAAGGAGUUGUAGUUCAUAAGAACACUGAACUCUUUCUAAUGUAUCAUUACUGAAGAAAAUAUGGAAAAUAACUGUCAUUUAAGAAAUAAAUACCAUAUAUGUUAUUGAAA